AUGUCGUCUGCGUUGAAAAACCUCGCCGCGUUGAAGAGGAACAUCUCCAGACGCUUGAAACAGGCCCUUGAAGAGCUCCAGGAGAACUUGGGCCAGGAAGGCUACUGGGGCCAGAGUCCAGCUCCGGCUCGGAUUCCAGUGGCGGUGCCUCAGAGGUCUCGUGGGUUCAAACGAAUGAAUAUCACCAGCCAUAGAUGCUAUAGCACGUUUUUCGGCACCAACCAUCUGUUCUGGAGCUGCCGGAGCAUUAUAUUCGAGAAAUGGGGUGCUUUGGGUAAGAACUGUGGGUUCAAGGGCCACCAGUUCCGGUUUUUCAGCAGUUUCUGCCCGUUCAGUAAACACGGAGCUCGGUACCGUGUGAACACGGCGCUUUUGACCCAGAACUUCACCGCUAGAAACGGUUACCACUCCCUGAGCAUGCUUAGGCUCUGUAAAGUGCCUUCAAUUACACAUUUAGCCCAGAAAGACCUUUGCCAGGCGUUUGAGGAGGAAGAAGACCGCAAAUGGAAUAUGAAUAUGCAAGGCGCCGUAGCGCAGCUCUUUUCCAAGAACGAAAAGGCCAGCAUGGUCUCUGUGUUGCACGAGGCUGAAAAGUCCAUCAUUCUGGCUGUUGACUCUGCCGCCGCCAUCCCUUCUACCCUCAGAACAAACAUUCUUUGCUCCCCUCGUUACCAUGAUCUCGUGAAGAGACUCGCCGGAUGGACUUCCUCUGAACAUGGAGAAGCCAACCCAGCUCUUGAUGCUCGACCUGUCAGCUCAACUGGUGUUUAUGUGGAUUUCAGAUACGGACCUCGUAUUCUGGUGCCCCAGAAGUCAAUUUUGACCGCUGACGUGGUGGAUGAAAUGGUAGACAGCUUGGCCAGAUACCGCGAGAAGCUUGCUGAAGUCCAGGAAGAUUUGGCCCGUUUGAGUGAGUUGGGCGAGUUGCCUGUUGAAGUGAUUGCAGAAGAAGGUGUGAUACGCGUGUUUUUCCCUAAUUGUGACAGGGAAAGACUCGAGACUCUCUUGGUGGAGAAGAACGUCGUAGGAGGCGUGAUCCACGAGGGAACUCCCGGUGACGGCAGCGGAAGCUCUUAUGAGUCGGUCCUAUCACUGGAGUCGCUUUCUGAGCUGGAUUACAAUUACUCUGGAAGUGAAAGCGUCCGUUGUUCUUCGUCAGAGGAGCUCUCGGGUGGAACCAGCUGGUACCUCAGUACCUUCACCUCCAACGACGCCGCCAUGCAGCUGCCGCUGCUAAGCUCAGGAAGCACUGCAAGCUCCCAGGAUAACGAUAUCUUGUCGCUGAACCUGCUGCAACGGAUGGUUCGCUUGGACGAGUCCAACAUGUUAGGCCCCGUUCCCACGUCGCCAGUGGCCGUGCGUAUCGUUGAAGAGGAGCCCGUGUGGGCACUUUAA
Molecule: messenger RNA, 1395 nt
Organism: Candidozyma haemuli
Lineage: Eukaryota; Fungi; Ascomycota; Pichiomycetes; Serinales; Metschnikowiaceae
Exons: 1
Coding region: 1-1395 (464 amino acids)
Biological process (GO): proteasome assembly
Molecular function (GO): proteasome binding
Source: RefSeq, a predicted model, not a curated record